AUGGAUACCCCCCUCUCACGAUACAUACAGAAAGUGUUCAGUUCCUGGACCGUUUUACGUAUUGCUGAACAACAAUGCAGUGGCGGGAUGGACACGCCAAGGAAGAUUCGAGACCUCGUUCCCUACAUUACGCAACGCCUCACAAGACAAACGCAGGCGUACAACAUAGCCGAGUGGCUAAACGAAUACCUCUGUCAAGUUCUAAAUGUCUUGUGUGAAGACGACAGUCACUUCGAUGUGGCUGAUCUUAUCUCCGAAGCUUAUUCUCUUCACCUAGCUGGAAAAAUCAACCAAAUUAUUGAACUGACUGCGAAAGUUCCCGCUGCGUGCGACCUAUCUUCAUGUUCCUCACAAGUGGUGUGUGACGAAGCAGUGGUCUCGGACAUCUCGGAGGAAAGUGGUGGUAGCAGCGACCCAGACAACAGCGACCAUGGUCUAGAAAUGGAUAUAAACUAA
Messenger RNA from Echinococcus granulosus, 456 nucleotides. RefSeq lists its product as hypothetical. NCBI's taxonomy places the organism in Eukaryota, Metazoa, Platyhelminthes, Cestoda, Cyclophyllidea, Taeniidae. The record is from RefSeq and is a predicted model, not a curated record. The transcript has a single exon. Bases 1 to 456 code for a protein of 151 amino acids. Gene Ontology annotation, biological process: maturation of SSU-rRNA from tricistronic rRNA transcript (SSU-rRNA, 5.8S rRNA, LSU-rRNA). Gene Ontology annotation, cellular component: nucleus.